This is a messenger RNA of Schistocerca nitens (vagrant locust), 1387 nucleotides long. RefSeq names its product odorant receptor 43a-like. The transcript is spliced from 5 exons. Gene Ontology annotation, biological process: detection of chemical stimulus involved in sensory perception of smell; sensory perception of smell. Gene Ontology annotation, molecular function: olfactory receptor activity; odorant binding. Gene Ontology annotation, cellular component: plasma membrane. The coding region runs from base 141 to 1346 and encodes 401 amino acids. The record is from RefSeq and is a predicted model, not a curated record. Lineage: Eukaryota; Metazoa; Arthropoda; Insecta; Orthoptera; Acrididae.
CUCCGUAUCUCACGAUCCACAUCUGGCAGGGGCAGAAGGUUGUUAGCACACGGUUUCCCGACAGGAACUGUAGUAACGUCAAAAAGAUCUUAAGUACUCGCUGUAAGACGGGCCGGAUAAGAGAUACAAAGGGUCUUAAAAUGAAGGAUAAUUUGUCCUGGGCAGCCAGUGGCAACUCCGUUCUCAAGCUUAACAUCCGACACCUGUGGCUGUUGGGAGUUUGGGAACUGGGUGAAUCCCGCCUGUUCAAAUUCCAAUCUACUAUCGCAUUCGGAUUAAGCUUAUGGAGCACCGUGGAGUGUGCCCUAGCUGUUUACUUCAUCUGGGGAGAUCUGGAGCAAACCACCCUUGUUCUCCUGAUCACCUUCACCUGCGGCAGCGGCGUCGCUAAAAUGGCCGUCUUUCUGUACGACAGACGGCAGUACAACUCCCUGGCUCAUCAGCUCGACAAGCUGCUGUCGCUCCAAAGCGAGUCCUGCUCAGAGGACCCUAACUUGGCAGCCAUUUCUGAAUGGUCCCGCCGGAAAGCUGCCCGCCUCACGCUGGGUCUGCUGCUCUUCAUGCUGUCGCAGAGCUUCUUGUGGAACUUUGUGCCCCUCUUAGUCUACCCAGAGGAGCGGCGUCUGCCCUAUGUUCAGCACCAAUGGGACAACAACAGCCUGUACGAGUUCUCCUACACCGUGCAGGGCCUGUCGGCUAUUUGGGUGAGCCAGAUAAGCUUCGGUGUGGACUGCCUGUUCGCGGUCGUCAUGAUUCUGGUCGCGGCCCAGCUGGAGAUCCUCGGACAGCGUCUUGUGAAGCUGAGAAACGACGUGGACAUCGUCGGCGAGGAGAAAGCAGUUUCUGAGAAGAAGGAACUUGACAGCGAAACUGGUGAAACCAUGUACGACGAUUUGUGCCUUUGUAUUGAAACUCACCAAGAAAUCCUCAGGUUCGUAGCGUACCUCCAGGACACCAUGAGCCCCAUCGCAAUGACGCAGUUCGCCCUCAGCGUUGUCAUCGCUUGUAUGGCGUUAUUUCAAGCAACUUUUAGUGAAGAAUUCAGUUCAGUAUUGAAAUGCGCAUCAUUUCUUCCAAUUCCGGGAGGCCAAGUCUACCUUUAUUGUUGGGCAGCAAAUAACGUGACAGCGCAGGCAGAGGCGGUCUCGGUGGCAGCAUACAACAGCUCUUGGGUGGACGCGAGUGAGCGCUUCAAGCGUGCUCUGAGGAUCAUCGUCAGCCGUUCCCAGAAGCCGUUAGUUCUCACAGCUGGACAUCUCUACCCUAUCAACAGGGAAGCAUUCCUCACGUUGGUAAACGCUUCUUACUCAUACUAUGCACUGCUGAGUCAAAUGAACAGUCGCUAGAGCUACCAACCACAACAGCCAGCGCCUGUGAUGUAAUGGAA